Molecule: messenger RNA, 826 nt
Organism: Chenopodium quinoa (quinoa)
Lineage: Eukaryota; Viridiplantae; Streptophyta; Magnoliopsida; Caryophyllales; Amaranthaceae
Exons: 2
Coding region: 138-560 (140 amino acids)
Molecular function (GO): protein binding
Source: RefSeq, a predicted model, not a curated record
CGAUCGAGAUUAAUUCCCUAGAAGCUUCUCCAAGAAGCCACUUCUGUCUAUUUAAGGGGAGCAGUGUACAUCAACUUGUACUACAACAAAUUUCCAAAAAAAAAACACUUUUAUUUAGAAGAAGAAGGACGCCAUUAAUGUCUUGGCCUAAGUGCAGACUAGCUCAGGGAUAUGCUGGGAAAGCCCAAAGACUUGCUUUUGGAGAAGGUUUGGACGCACUUGAUGAGGCCCACCCACUCAUGAGCCAGCACGAGAACCUGGUCACUCACAUCUUCCCCAAGGUGGACUUUGUUGGCAUGAUGGGCAUCGAGCAGACCUGCAAGAGGUGGAGGAUGUGGUGGCGCCUGCGCCACCUGCACUUUCAUUACCCUUUCUAUGGUCACAGGGCUCAAAUUCAGGAAUGGGUCCUCAGGGAUUUGAUGUACAACAAUGGUCGUGACCUCCACACAUGGCUGAACAAGGAUAUGACUGUCUACUUCGACGGUUUCCCCUUAUUGUAUGGUGAUGAGAUGACAUUGGGGCGCAGGGGGCUGGAUGCAGCAGACUUAGGCUUUUUUUAGGGAUGAUGCUGCUAGUUUAAGCUUUUGAUGUUUAUGUUUUAAGUUUUUUUAAGUUGUACUUAUGUUAGGUCUUUCCACUGUCAAGGGAAUUAGGUUGUUGUGACAAGGUGUCUAGGUUGGUUUUUGGACUUGUCACUCCCUUGACAGUAAGUAUAUUUGGUAGGUAGUUUUAGUAAGCUGUAGGAUGAAGCUUACCCUUUUGAACAAUGCAAUGGAUGUAAUUAAGUAUUAUGCAUAUAUAAUAUGAAUGAAGCUUUUUAUUAUUA